Rhipicephalus sanguineus (brown dog tick) is the source of this 1148-nucleotide messenger RNA. RefSeq lists its product as uncharacterized. The record is from RefSeq and is a predicted model, not a curated record. The coding region runs from base 208 to 726 and encodes 172 amino acids. The transcript is spliced from 4 exons. NCBI's taxonomy places the organism in Eukaryota, Metazoa, Arthropoda, Arachnida, Ixodida, Ixodidae.
CGUCCAUGCGAGAAGGUUGUUGUACGCCGGCACCGUUGCCACUUAGCGGCGGGAAGAGGGGAAUUCCCGCGCUCACUCCAUGUUACCGGUGAGACGCUAUUAUAAAAGCAACGUUUUUUUCCGCGCCCAGUUGGCAAGACCUCCACUCGCUGUCUUCGAGCUCCCUCCUGUUACAUUUGUGUCUGCGCUUGCCUUUCGGUUCCGAACAUGCGUCGCAUUUUGGCCUUCGUCUUACUCGUGUCCGUCCUGGCAGUGGCCCUCACAGCUCCUACCCCCGCCGAAGAACCGAAAGAAGAGGACGUUGAAGGCAGGACCGGACGUGGCCGUUUGCACCACCAUCGUCGUGGAAAGAAAGGCGGCUUUGGUGGACCCGGCAUCGGUGGUCCCGGAGGCUUUGGUCCCGGAGGCUAUGGCCCCGGUUUUGGGGGUGGCUUUGGCCCGGGCCUGGGAGGUGGCCAGUACGGCAGCGCCUUCAACCAAGGAGGAAGCUUUCAGACGGGCGCUGAGGGCAACCGGUAUGGCCAGGGUGGGUUCAACUACAAUGUUGGUGGCUCGAAGAGACGGGAUUACGGCAACGUGCAGACCUACGGCGACCGCGAGUCAUUCGGCUUGAGCGAAAACGCGGGCGCUAACCAGGCCACGGGGCAGUCAAGCUUUGGCAACGAGUACAAGAACCAGGAGCAAGGAUCCGGAGGCCAGCAGUACAGCUCGGGAUUCUCCGGCUAAAGCCGAAAUGUUUAGACGUGCUGGAUGUACGGAGGCCAUUGGUAACCAUGUCGUCCCCCCAGUCACCCGGAAGAUCCCGCAUGAGAUUAUUUCACCGUAUCAAAUGAAAGAAUGAAUGUGAGCUGAUGGAAGAGUGCAAAGGAAGAACAAGAUAUCCUGAGAGGAGUUGAAAGGCCAGCCCUGUGUGCUUUCAUGAAAUACGAACGACUGUUGCCAAGUCCAUAGUAUUGCAAGGCAUACAUACAUACAUACAUACAUACAUACAUACAUACAUACAUACAUACAUACAUACAUACAUACAUACAUACAUACAUACAUACAUACAUACAUACAUACAUGCAUACAUACAUACAUACAUACAUACAUACAUACAUACAUACAUACACUCGCGCUGCUAUUGCUGCUGCAGCUAUUGUAAUAAA